Molecule: messenger RNA, 437 nt
Organism: Brassica napus (rape)
Lineage: Eukaryota; Viridiplantae; Streptophyta; Magnoliopsida; Brassicales; Brassicaceae
Exons: 3
Coding region: 142-363 (73 amino acids)
Biological process (GO): protein import into mitochondrial matrix; protein insertion into mitochondrial inner membrane
Cellular component (GO): TIM23 mitochondrial import inner membrane translocase complex
Source: RefSeq, a predicted model, not a curated record
CGGCAAAAAUCCAUUGUCCAAGGAAGUAAAAAACUUUAUAAGCGGUGAGGACAACCCAAGAAACUAUUCUCCGACAGAACACACACAGCGAAGAAGUUGUCUGAAAACCUCUCUAAACAAAACAAAAAAAACUGUUGAAAGAUGGCAAGAGAAACUAGUUGUUUGAGCAGAAUCGCUGCCGGAACUGCCAUCGGCGGCGCACUUGGCGGCGCUGUAGGUGCUGUCCAUGGAACUUACCAGGCGAUUAGGUUGGGGGUCCCUGGGCUUAUGAAGAUAAGGUACAUAGGGCAAACAACCAUUGGCAGCGCAGCGAUCUUCGGACUUUUCCUAGGUGCGGGAAGUUUGAUACACUGUGGAAAAUAAGCGUUGUCAAGUUUGUGGUCUUAUGGUGAUCUGAAAAACAUUUAGCUUUUUAUUUGAUGAAUGUUUUGGAUGAA